Messenger RNA from Nomia melanderi (Alkali bee), 9254 nucleotides. Its product is annotated as GTP-binding protein Di-Ras2. The record is from RefSeq and is a predicted model, not a curated record. Gene Ontology annotation, molecular function: GTPase activity; GTP binding. Lineage: Eukaryota; Metazoa; Arthropoda; Insecta; Hymenoptera; Halictidae.
UAUUUGUUGAAAAGCCGGUUCUGAAGCCGCUUCUGAGAUCGAUUCUCAAAAUCAAAUUCGUUCUCGAUCCGACAACGCUAUCGUUCGGCAGCAAUUACUAUUUUCUGUUCCGGCGCGAUGUGACGUGCAAUGCAACGCGACUAGAUGCGAUCGAAUCGAAUAGAUACCCGCAUCAGGUUAUUUACCAUUUACGGAUAUACCCGGUUAAUCGUUCGACAUUUCGUACGUUCCGUUCUUUCGAUUUUCGACUCCCAUUAUCAGACAUAUCUCCAAAAAGGAUAAAGUUCGUUUUUCAAAAUCAAAUUGGUGAUCGCAAACGGUCGAUUCGAACUUGUUUAGAAUACAAAGAGUAUUUUGAACGAGUGCGAUUACGAAUCGUGGAUAAAAGCAUCGUGGUGGCGCGCAAUCGCGAUUCCGUCGUGGGUGUACAUGUUACGAAUGAUCCAGGAAUCGAUCAGCUUUCAUUCUGACAGUUUAUCGGGAAUAUCGAUAUCUUGGGAAUUAUUCACGUUUCGUUUUUCCCCCGUCUUUUAAUUUCAAGUGUUUCUUAGAAAUGUUGCUUUCGCCGCGAAAUUCCGCGUUUUUGUAAGAUAUCGUCAAAAAUUGGUUUGACAAAUGCACUCGCUUAUCUUUUCGACUAUCCAAAUAUUUGUGCAUUUCACCCUUGCUAUUCCCGAUUUAUAUGUCACGAUGGAAAAGCGUUCUUUCUCGAAAGUAUACUCGUGACACUUGAAAAUUAACGUACGGAUACGCGGUGCAUUUUGCCACUCUUCUACAAUGUCCUUGCGCGCCUCCUUCGUUAAAGACUCGCGUAAAAGUGAACGACAACGAAACGAAGGUCGCUCGAAUCAGCUACUCCUUCAAAGCUCAUUGCUUUUUUUUCUUAUGAGAAAAAAUUAUGUUCGUUCGUUCGUUUGUUCGUUCGAAGGGGAAAAGUUGGUAAAAAUGUUUUUCCAAACGAAACGACAUCUAUACUCUCUUUACUUAUGAUUCGAAAGAAUGUUGCUCAACGUUCGUUGCGACAGUCGGAGUAGCACGAGACGAUUCUACUAGAAGGUAAAGAUUUACCGUUUAUCGUUAUAAAUGUUGACAUCCAAGAGAACGCAACAUUUCUUGGCCAUCGGAUUCCUGUCCCUUCCAUCGAAUUGUAAUAUGAGAAAUCUUUUUAUCGUUUAAACUUAAAAACUGAUGAUGAGUAAGAGGGUAGGAAAAAAGAAAGAGAAUGGUGCAAAAAAGGAUGCUACAAGUAAUGAUGAAGUGCGGCGAGGUGUCCAGGUGAAAACAGAAGAGAACAGAAGAGAGGAGAUGAGAAGAGAAGAGAAGAGAAGAGAAAAAUUGGUUCACUCUACAUAGGAAUAGAUCCAACAACGGCCACGUGUUUCGUCUUUGAUCGUUUCACGGUAGAUCGGCCAUCCGAUAUGGCCUCGCGUUCACGAAUACCCGAUCUGGUUCGAUCGUUUGCCCCUCAACCUAUACAGAAACUAGUACGUUCGAACCACGACCUUUUCCCUUCUUCGGUUUUUCCUUCCAUGUUCCUGCGAAGCUCGUACCUUCGUUUGCCGGCCGUUCUUUCGAUAAAACGAGAACGAAACGCGCUCACCACCCUGGAAAUGGAGUUGCUCUCUUCCUCAGAAGCGAAAUCCUUCCAUUCCACGUCUAGCGAAACGUAACACGGAGUCGUGAUAAAAAUCGACGAACGGACUGCACACGACUACACGCGAAGACACGAUUGCCCAUGUGAAAAUCGAGACAGGCCUUGCGUUGUGAUACCGUCGUUUCUUAUCGUCCAUAAAAUUCUGCAAUUAAAUCGAUUCGCAAGGAAGAAAAAGAAAGAAAGAAACAAACAAACAAACAAAAAUGAUUCAAUUGUAAUUAUCGUAAUUAAAUCGACUCUGUCGAAAAGCCCAGUUGAAAAAGUCUAUUAAAAAAAUCCGUAGGCUUGCAUAAGGUGGUACGCGUUACAAGCUAAGGCGAAACGAUUGUGGGAGGGAAACACGAGUUGACCAAAGUAACGAUCCCUUCGGUCGCGAAGGACGUUAGACCUAAAGGUUGUCGUAAAAGUGCACGAUUCCUACGCUGUACGAAGCCUCCUUUCGAGUUCAUCGUAUUCGAGAAUUCUCGCGCAAAACAUGGAUCGAGUAAUAUGUAACGCGAUGGAUAUUUACUGUGAAAAGACGAGUUUCUUCUGUCACCGUGACGAACGACCACCGACUAACGAAUCGGUAAAUGUAACGAUCUUCGAUCGUAGAUUUCUACGCGUAUAGUUCGAUUAAGCACAUUCCUCUUUGUAUAAGUACACUUGUAUGGAUCUCGAUAAGAUUUGCGAGAAACGUACUAGCCACAGUCUGAUUGAAAUAAUUUAUCAGAUUUUAACAGAUUCAUUCUAGUGGUUAGUCGUUAGUUAUUAGUUGUUAUUUGUUAGUCGCUGGCCGUUAGUCGUUAGUUGUUAGCCGGCUCUUUUAUCGGUAAAUUACACGACGUGAUGAGAAAGAAGCAACGAAGCGAGGAUUAACAACGGACAGAUAAUCGGUCAAGCGAACGAGCAACCUGGAAACGUCACAGCAAGAUAAAUCCGGUCGAACAUUAUCGAGAGUAGACACGAGCUUGCUGUAAACAAGCCACCGUGGCCCAGUGCCUCGCAGCACCUCAACGCCUCAACGCCCCAACGACCCAACGACCCAACGACGCAACGACCCAACGUCCCAACGUUCUAACGCCUCAGCGCUCCAACGCUCAACGCCCCAACGCUCGAAUGCCUCGAGACCCUAGCUCUUUUGCAUUCGUAGCGCCUACCUAGCAUUCUUUCCUCCUCAUUACCAGUGUUGUACAGGCACACCAUCGAUCGUUAAGAUGUCAAAUUGCUCAUCUUUUUCUCUAUACGAUUCAAGAAACAGAGUCUUAGUUGAGGAAUUCCAAGAAGAAUGACAAUCAGUAGCGUCACAGGUAACUUUGUUCACAUGCUCGAAACAGAGAAUGAAAAAGAAAGAGAACGGAAAGGAGAAGAAAGAAAUUGCGAGAAUCAGAGCCGUUCAAUGAACCAGACGAGAUAGCGUCGGAGAAAUUAUAACUAGAAAUACUCAUUUUAUCGGAGUGACUCGAUUUUGAGAAAAGCGAUGCGUCCGCUUUGGAAACUUACUGGCUUCGCGUGAACAAUUCGAGAACAAUUGGCAAACAAGGUCGCGGAAUCCGAUCCCCCCAAAAGCGUGGCAGCGAUACGACUCACAGUGGUCGCGUUCGUCAAAGGUAAUUUAGCUGGCAUUCGCGAACCACCGAUAAACGCGAAACGAACGGCUUUCGAUAUCCGUAGCGACGAUCGGUUUUCGACCGAAGGUGUCGCCUCGCUCCAUUUUCGUGAAAUGCGAGAACCGGAGACUACGUCAUCCUCGAGUCUCCGUUGUUGCGCUAGCUUUUCAACUUUUAUCAUAUGUAAAUAUGACAAGCGUAUUGCAAGUAUUACUAGUACUACGAGUACACUGGUGUUUUUGCGACAGGUGAUUCAAAACGCGAUGUAUUCGGCUCGUCCUUUUUGGAUCUCUAUAUACGCGAUCGAGGUGCCCCGAUAUCCUUUCCCGUUUCUUCUCGGAUCAAAUUUCGUCCAAAUCGAUGCGAAUCGAACGCGAUAAGGGGCUACGUGUUUACGAUAUCGAAAUUGCGAAAACGACACGACAAAAAAUGGAAAAAAACGCGUGAGAAAAUAUCCUUCUCGAAUAACUGGCAAUUAAAAGCAUCGUGUACCGGGUAACAUGGAAUGAUUUUCAUCGAAACAUUUUUAAUUGGACCACAAUUACCAGCAUGAUUUUACAACCGAAUCAAACCGUGCUGAAUCGCACUGAACCGUACGAAACUGUACUCCGGAAACGUAUACCAUGAUAUCGUUUCCACCGUUGCAUACGAUUGUUACAGGCGACGAUGGUUAUCGACCGAUACGAGACAAACGACGCUGAUCCAUUCCAACGAGCACGAUUCGUGGCCUCGACGACCGAUGCACUAAUUAGGACUAGCGGAUAACAGCCACUCUAAUCUAUCACCUUAACAAGUGUUAAUUUUUUGCUUUCUACACGUUACUGGUUCGAAGUCACCUCUUUUGUUGCAGAUUUUCUUGUCGUUAUCUCGUCGUCGUCAUAAUUAUCGCAAUAAUUAAUCGUCAGAAUUAUCAUAAACAAAUGUGAAGAUAGCACAGAAAUAAAUGUCCAGAUGAGAAGUGCGUAGAAAAUAUAUUAAAAGUACAAAAACAAAGGAACGUAGAAAAUACAAAUUACUAAUUAGCGAUUAAUGCUGGAAGAGUGCUGAUCUGUUCAAUAUACAAUAUAAAAACAAUUAAGGAAAACCGAAUAGUUGGUAUUGUCACGGGAUACAAUGGCUAUUCGUGUCGAUGCAAUUGUAUUUUAUAUAUGGAGUGUGGUGCACGCAAGCGUGGAAUAUGCAUUGUACUUGUUUGUGAAUCAUGUUUCCGACGGGAAAGUAGAACGAAAGCAUGAAUAUCUUAUUUUUAUCGAAAAUUCAUUCGGAAUUCAAUCGUUCGUAGUAAUCACAAUCGCAGUGGCAAUCGCAAUUGUAAUCGCAAUCGCAAUCGCAAUCGCAAUCGCAAUCGCAAUUGUAAUCGUAAUCGUAUUCUUGUUUGUACGCAUAUUGCUUUUAAAUCGAAAAUCGUUUUUCAUUUAGGGCAUCAUUCAUCAACACACGACCAAUAGACAUAACUAUGUACAAUAUCGGUUCUACUUGCGAUGCACAGCGUACUUGGUGGCUAUCUAACCGCGAACCACGAACCGCGAAUCUCGGACCACGAACCACCAGGACAUUUAGCAACGAUAGCCAGUUGAAUUGGUUACGCAAACACGAUAAAUUAAUUCAUGGGAAUUUCGUGAAGAUAUCGUUUUGUUGUCGCAACGUAUUGUAGUUGGCGGGUCUUGGUUAGGUCUUGGCAGUCCUGUAGCUUGGUUGAUUGCAACUACUUCCUCGACGUAUAGUUCGAUUAAACAAAAAAAAAGUUCCGAUCGAUCCAAGUUUUGCGCCACGCAUCGAACCGUCGUGCAGAACCCUUUCUUUUCUCGUCUCUCGUUUCUCGUUUCCCGUUUAACUUCGUAACGACGGGAUCAGGAUCGCAACUACGACCACGAGCAUCGAACGUAAUUCCAUCGUCGGCCAACGGCAAAAGAAACAAUCGAACCCGAUGCUAUCGGUAGGCAGCCGAGCACAAAGCGGGCGUCGAGAACUGGUAACGCGAGUCCUUUCCGUUUCGUUUCGUUGUCAAUCCAUUGUGGUGGUGUCUGUUGGCGGAGGAGCUCGUUUAAUCGACGCUAAGCGCUAAGCAACGCAAACCGACUCUUCCCAACGUCGUGUCUACUUAGUUUAUACGGUGGGUUGCAGGAAUUGGACUCGAGGUACGCUGGAUAAAAGUCUCGAUAGCGAUCGAAGCCGCGUCGAAAGUACCGCGAGUCGCAAGAAAAUCAAGUUAACCUCGAGGAAUCGAGUCCAAUCAGUCGAGGAGGAAGGGUAGCGAAGAAUCUCGGGAGUAAAAAGGGAAAAUAGAGGAGGCGAUAUUAGGUUUGUAGAGGAGAUUGCUCAUCUAAUUCCACAAUCCCGGCUAGUGGUAACGGUACGGGGGAGCCGUUAAUCGUGGAUUCGAGGCCCACGAUCUCCGAAGCAACCGGCUACCCUCGGCUAAUGCCUUCUUGAUCGGUUCGCUUGGUUCUCAAUCGCGGUCCCGUUUAUGGUUCCUCGUCUCGAAUAGAGGAAACAGAGAGUAUAGAGAGAACAGAGAGAAAGAACAAAAGAAACAAUAGUAGCAGCGACAUGGCCGAUCUUGAGAGAAUCAGAUUAGUAGUAUUGGGUGGCGCCGGGGUCGGGAAAAGUUCGAUGAUACGUCGUUUGCUUGGUCAAGGGUUCAAUGAAAGGUACAAACCUACCGUCGAAGACCUUUAUUCCAGGGAAUGCGUGUUGGGUACGCUCACCUUGAAGGUGGAUCUGUUGGACACGGCAGGCGAUUUGCAGUUUCCGGCUAUGAGAAGACUCAGCAUAGCUACAGCGCACGCGUUCCUAUUGGUCUACGCUACAACUUCGAUGCCCAGUUUCGAAUGCGUCAAGCAAUGCUUCGAAGAAGUCAGAGAACAACGGUCCGACUUUCAGGACGUGCCGAUAGUCGUCGCAGGAAACAAGCUGGAUCUCGCGACUACGCGAAGGGAGGUAUCUAUCGAAGAUGUCAGCGAGUGGCUGUUUUGUAAGCUGCCGAAACUUCGCGUGAAAGUGAUGGAAUGUUCGGCCAAAGACGAUUACAAUAUCAAAGAUGUUUUCCGAUGUUUCAUCACCCUAUCGAAAAUCGUGCCAAAAAAUCACGCUGGCGAGUCGGAAGAAUCGGGUCUCAGACGAAGAUGUUCCGCCUAUGGAUCGCGCAGGUCUGGCAGUCCACACGUCAGAGCGGGAGUCACGGGUGUAUCCGGAGGAAAUUCUCAACAAACGGUCGCACCCCAAUCUUCGAGCGUAGUCGCUGGCAACGAGGAGGUCAAGAGUAAACCGCGCAGUCGUAGUUUAAUCAGACGCGCCUCGCGGAAAACGAAACAACAGAUCAGGGACACCCAUACGGACGACUGCAACAUUUCCUAACUCGAUCGUGUUACCUACCAGUUGACCGACUCUCCGUUCCCAUGCGCUCUCUCGUAGAUCGGAUUUUCACGGGAGAUGGAAAUGGUGUUUGCUCCCGAGAAAGAGUAUCCAUCCAUUCGGAUAGCGUUUCUCUCAUUUCGUUACGAGUCGGCAGAUUUCCAAACGAACAGCAAGACUGUGUCGAUCGUUGCAAAUCGUUCGAAAGACCAUCACUGCUACCGACCAUGGACGCGACCUAUUCAAAUGACGAAAAGAAACAACAAUAUUGUCCAACGAUGUAACGGUUUCGGUAAAAGUUACCGAAAACAACAUCCAGCCUGAAACAAUUCGGACCGAGCGUGUCCCGAAGUCCCGACAAAUAUCCUCUCCGUCCUUUUCUUGCAAGUACAUAUAUACGUACACGCGUAAGCACGUGCACAGCUUACCACCCGCGACACGUACCAAUUCGCACCGGUGUUCCGUGCUUUUCUCUUUUUCAACAACUGCAACUGAUCGGUAUCUCUGUACGCGAAUCGCGUUGCAGGAUUUUUGAUCGUAAACGCACAUUGCAUCCAACGAAUCAGAGUUUGGACUUUGCUCUGUAUGCUUUAACUUUGAAAUUCAUCGAGUCCGCUACACUGUCGCGCCACGCUACUUCGGCCAAACGAAGAACGAACGAUAACGUUGCUCGAAAAAUGGUAACGCGCGAUGAAACACCAUUUCCUCGUGUUCACUCUUGUGCAAAACCGGAUAAACCAAUUUACAUCGUACGAAACGAAAUCAAACUAUUCCUCCUUUCUAGAAGCCCGUGUGUGUCGUUUAAGCCAGUUGUAAAUCGCUCCAAAUGCAAAUAUGCAAUAUCACUUUUGAACGUGUAACACACGCACACCUGCGUCCAGUACGUAUAUAUGUAUUCUUCGUCGCUCACGAGAUGAUCCUUAGGAUAGCACAGGAUCAAGACGGGUCUCGCGCUAUGUACCUUCCUUACGUGCUAUUUACUUUGAUAAGGUGCAACCACGUCGACGAAUAGCGAGUUAGCAUCGAAAAUGAGACGAAAACAAAUCAAAACUGAACAAUUAGACCCGCCUUCUUUCCAGAGAUCAACUUGUGAACAGCGUUCGGUAUGCGUGUACACCGUGCGAUAUAUUUCUUUCUAUCAUAUGCGCGGUAUACGCGCGAGUCCGUGAUCCUCGUACAAAUACCGUCAGACCAAUUUUAUCAAAUAUAUAUUUUCUGACCAUUUGUUCCUCUAAACUGUAAGCACAAAGCGAUCUCCUGCAUUCUCUCGGAAUGCAACAAUAUUCUUCUUCGUCGUGCAUACAUAAAUUCGAUCCAUCUACUACACGAUUUCGAGCGCGUUAUAAAAACAAGCUAUAAAAAAGACAAAUAUUUUUAUUACUAAACGUUGAAAUUCCUUGCUCUUCCUGUCUUAAUUCAUCGUGUCUUUGUCCUCGAAUCAUACGUGAACCUAUUGUGGCGCCAUUAUUUUGUCCUAGCACCAUCUUUUGUAUUAUAACGUUCCUCUGUGGUUAUGUAAAUAUCUGAAGGAAUGAACGGUGUAUCGAUAUUGAACAAAAUUAUAUCGUUAAAUACAAUGAAUGUAAAUAAACGAUCAUAAAUAUAGUUCAAAACAUGUAAUAAAUAUGUAUUUUAACGCGAUCAGAUAAGGUCUUGCUUCUAUUCCGUACAUAAAUUAUAAUCUUGUUGUUUUUUCUUUUUGCUGACGCUACUGUCGUCAAUACUGUACUGUUUAAAUGCCGACGAGGACGACUGUGACAAAGAUGAUGUUUACGAGGAAACUUCAAUUUCGGUGUACGGUGUUUUCAUUGAGGAAACUUAUUUGCUAUGUCAAUUUCGAAGUCGACGUCGUUGUUGUCAUAACUCGUGAUAUUUCCGUAAAAUAAAGUAAUAAUAACGAGGAAAUAUAUUAUAAACAAACAUUGCGGGAAAAAACAAAAAAUAAAUAAACAAACCAUUCAAGAAGAAAUGGUAGUGACAUUGGAAUUGGUGUCUGAAUUACAUCCGUUAUCAGUUCCAUAAAACAGACAUUUGAAGUGUUGAAUAUAAGCCUGACAGUGUUCUCCUUUCGCAAAAGCCGUUGUGUUAUGCAACUUUAAAUUACGUUGUUCGAAAAAUUUGAAAACCGAAUAAAACAAGGUGGCAUCCUCUGUAUUUUUUGCCGCUUCCAAAAGUUUCCUGGCGGAAACUUGAUCAACCAUACCAACGGAUCGGACAUAACUGAAAUGAAAACAAAUAUAAAAAGGAAAUGUAGGAAAGAAAGAUUUGACAUGGGUAGCGUAACAUGCGGUGCGUAGAAAUUUACCGUAGCGCUUGUAAAAUGUGUCCUUUUGAGAGAAGAACUUCGAUUAUUUCCUCAUGCGCAUUCCCCAAUCUUUUCAGCAUAUCCAAGGCGAGCUGAUGGGCAGCUGGAUAAAGAUUUUCUAAUGAAAGCAAAAGACAUGCUAAAGGCUUUGAAUCAGCGACUACAUGAUACUGCAACAACUGAUGAAGUUGAUAGUACGCUUUCCGCUGCACUAAUGUUGUAAUCACCAACUCAUGUAAGUAAUGCUGCACGGGUAUUCCGUGCUCUGCCAACGAUCUAAAACGGAAGAAACGUUAUAAAUAUUCAACCCUUUGCACUCGAAAAUUAUUUUGCUAGAUGUAUUCCUAAUUUU